AAUCUCUGUGCGAUUUAUGUCCCUUCUUAUCAGCGUAAUGUUCUUAGGGAAGUCAGUGUAACGUUGAUUCCCUGUGAAGGCACGUAGAGAGACUGCCUCUUUGAAACAUGCCAGAAAAUAAUAAACCCCGAGGAAAGUGUGGUGUGCUCGGUGACCCCGCGUGGCCAAGAACCUCCCUCGGCGUGCUCCUCGCCAAAACGGAGUGCGGCGCCCCACCUUUGCACGGCCUGGCCAGCACCACUUAUAGGGGAACAGCACCACCUGGCACGGAAGUCACCUACGUCUGUCCCUUUUCCCUGGUCUUCCCGAACAACGAACGGAAUCAUACCAUUAUAUGUACUGAUGACUUGAGGUGGAGCGUAUCCGACCUGCCCGCGUGUGUCCGCAGCGGGGAGCGCCACUGCACCCUGGGCGACGGCCUCUCUCUCGUAACCCGGGACAGCGGCAGCGCCCUUGAGGUCGACCUCCUCCUUCGAGCUCCGGUUCCGUCCUCGAUCCUCGCAGACGUGCCCUCGGAGGAUCAACAGGGCUUGUGCUCCUACGCCAAUCAGACUACAGCCGGUGAGGACCCCGAGAGGAGUCGCCUCGGAGUCCUGGCGAGGUCCUCAGCGCCGCGAUUCUUAAUGCUGAAGGCCGAGAAACACCUACGUGACGAGGCCGUUUAUACAGUGACGGUCACAGACGCCAACAUUGACCCAGGCGCGCCCUACGAGGUACGCUUAAGAGGGAUCGGAGACACAGUGGCCGUGUCUCUCCUGCAGGAUACUUACAUCAGCUCAACAAUUAGAUCUCUGGAGAUCGAAACCAUCACCCCGACAGCUACUACGCCCGCGAAAAUCCACGUUUCCCACUUCUACGCCAUCGGAAUCUUUGCCGACGACCACCAUCCUCGCAUUUGCGUCCAGCACACCUCAUACGACGAUCGCAAAGCCCUCGGUCACGACAGUCGCAUCAACAACAUCAUAAUGGGCCACAUGGUGA
Messenger RNA from Penaeus monodon (black tiger shrimp), 981 nucleotides. RefSeq names its product G8 domain-containing protein DDB_G0286311-like. NCBI's taxonomy places the organism in Eukaryota, Metazoa, Arthropoda, Malacostraca, Decapoda, Penaeidae. The record is from RefSeq and is a predicted model, not a curated record.